AUGGCUGAGAAUCCAGCUGGUCCGCCUGAGGACAUGCCUGCUCCUCCUGCUGCGAGCCAGCCUGAGCACGGCCUUGAUCCAUCCAGAUACCAUUUGUACACCAAUCUCAGAGGAGACACUCUUUACGUUCACGACCGCUUCACUGACUGGCUGGAUGAUCUUCCCCAGACCCUGACCCCUGCCGAGCGCUACCUGCUGGGCAUCGAUCCCCUUGCCGAUCACCCAUUGCACCCGCUUCCUGCUCUGUCGCCCCGGGAGAGAUUCAUGACGCAUUUCCCCAUCGACACACCUCUGAGAGUAGCUUCUGCCCCCGUCGCUCUUCCAUCCUCCCAGAAUGUCGCGCAUUUUAACAAUGGACCGUCCACAGAUGUGCCGGUCGAUGGAGGACCUCAGCUCACUCUCACUCAACCAGAGACUGCAAAUAGCUUGGCUAGCAGAAAACGUCCCACCGACGAGGACCUCCAAGACGCAGAGCCCCCUCGCAAACGGAGCCGCCUCCAGGAAGUCAAGGCUAAGGUCUCUCUCAGAUUCUCAACAGCCUUUUCUACGGCUAAUGGAAACGCCAAUUCCAAGGCUCGUGCCGCGAAGAAUGACAGCUCUCUGCCUUGCUUGGCUGUUACCGCCGCAGCGACCGGCGUGGCUUCCCCAGGCGAGACCCCGGCGGCGUCCCAAGGUGUGCAAGGCAUGCAAGGAGGUCAAGGAGUGCCAGGCAUGCAAGGAGCGCAAGAAUUGCAAGGCAUGCAAGGCUUCCAAAGCGUGCAAGGCAUGUCAGGAGUGCAAGUCUUGCCAGGCUUGCCAGGCGUGCCUCAAGAGGAAGACAAGUUCAUGAAGCGCAUGAGCCGCAUCCUCUCGGCGGCCACCCCUAGCGUCAUGCCGUCUCUCCGAUCGCCAGUUUCCGUGGCUCUUCCAGACUGUCUUGUUCGAAUCAUCUUUAUGGGAGAUGCCAGCGUUGGCAAAACUACGUUGAUCAAGCGAUUCAGCAACAGCCGCUUUGAUCAGACUUAUACACCGACACACCUCGAGACUGCAUUCACCACCAUUACCCGAGAUAAUGAGACCGUUGGACUUGAGCUCUGGGAGGCCGGUGGCACUGUUGAGCCGACUCGAACCUCGGCCAUGAACUUUGCCUGGUUCGAUGUUGUCGUGAUCUGUUUUUCUGUUGGAGACUCUGGCACGAUUCAGAAUCUCAAGGAGUACUAUAACCAUGCGAUGCUGCGUACAGAAGGAGCCUGCAUUGUCCUUGCCGGCCUCAAGAAGGACCUUCGCCGAGAGUACGGCACUCUCCGCCUGAGCUUCCUGGAGGAGCCCGACGCUGUCUCAUACCACGAGGGCCAGCGCAAGGCACAAGAGGUUCAUGCACAGGAUUUUGUAGAGUGUUCUGCGGCCACCGGCGAGAACGUUAAUGAGCUGUUUGAGAAGGUGAUCGCCCUGGGUGUGCAGCGAAAGAAGGCUAUUGAGAAGGAGGCGGCUCGCCUCCAUCGCGAGGCAAAGAUGGAGCAGCGGGUCUCACAGGUCGGCAAGCUUGCUGGACGUCUCUUCUGUUUCGGCAAGAGCUGA
This is a messenger RNA of Thyridium curvatum, 1557 nucleotides long. RefSeq lists its product as uncharacterized. Gene Ontology annotation, biological process: small GTPase-mediated signal transduction. Gene Ontology annotation, molecular function: GTP binding; GTPase activity. The transcript is spliced from 6 exons. Bases 1 to 1557 code for a protein of 518 amino acids. NCBI's taxonomy places the organism in Eukaryota, Fungi, Ascomycota, Sordariomycetes, Thyridiales, Thyridiaceae. The record is from RefSeq and is a predicted model, not a curated record.